CUUACUCCAUCAGCACACUUUUCGAUAGGCAAGCUGCUGCGUAACACUGCACCGUACGUCUUUGUUUAGUUCAACUACACGUCCAGUCGAAAAAUAUGGCAGCGUUUCUAAGGCAUGGCGUUUUCAAAACACAAGUUAUAUCUUCAAGAAACGUCCUUUUGAGGUCGUAUGCCACGAAAGCUGAGAAAAGGAAAGGAAUCGACAGAAAGGUUGGCCCAAAAAUAAAUUCUACAGCUCAAUCUUUAUCCUCGAAAGGAUUCCUGCGACCACAAAAAGAAUACAUCCCACCAAAAGACGUCGAUUCGAAAUUAGAAUACGUCUUUAAAUCGGUUAUUGGUAGUACAGAAGAUAAUAAAUUAGUAACGGACUUGAACGAAAGAUUCAAUUUAUUUUUGAAAUGCGAGGAAGCGUUAGGACACGGUGUUCCCAAUUCCUUAUUACAUCACAUGAAAACUUUAGGGGAUGUUAAGUGCUUUUACAAAACUCCUGUGGACAUUAGGACGCCCCUAGAUAAAAUGAAAACGAUGGAUUUGCCCGAUAAUUUGCACGUGCAAUACGAAUACCACAGAUUUCAUCCCGAUACUGAUACAAAGUUUGGAGGAAGGACAGCUUUUCCGAAUAGUUCUACCAUCGUGACUGGAUUAAAAUAUAAAAAUAAAUAUCCAGGACACAACCAACCACCUCCUGAUCAAUAAUUGUAUUAAUAAAUAGUUUUCUUUAA
This is a messenger RNA of Diorhabda carinulata, 721 nucleotides long. RefSeq lists its product as uncharacterized. The transcript is spliced from 4 exons. Gene Ontology annotation, cellular component: mitochondrion; mitochondrial large ribosomal subunit. Lineage: Eukaryota; Metazoa; Arthropoda; Insecta; Coleoptera; Chrysomelidae. The coding region runs from base 96 to 695 and encodes 199 amino acids. The record is from RefSeq and is a predicted model, not a curated record.